Messenger RNA from Morone saxatilis (striped sea-bass), 752 nucleotides. Its product is annotated as granzyme A-like. Gene Ontology annotation, molecular function: serine-type endopeptidase activity. NCBI's taxonomy places the organism in Eukaryota, Metazoa, Chordata, Actinopteri, Moronidae. The record is from RefSeq and is a predicted model, not a curated record. Gene Ontology annotation, biological process: proteolysis.
CUUGACAAAGCGGUGUCACAGACCAAGACAGUGAAAUGUCUCCAGUUGGGUAAAACCGUCAGAGACCCAGCAGCUGGCACCAGCUGUCUGGUGGCUGGAUGGGGGAAAACGAACAAUGUUGGCCAGAAAAUGUCUGAUGUGCUGAGGUCUGUCAAUGUGACUGUGAUUGACAGAGUGCAGUGCAACUCUGGUGAAUAUUACGGCCUUAACCCUGUUAUCACCAGUGGCAUGAUAUGUGCUGGUUCAGAUGGUAAAAACCAGGCUGAUACCUGUGAGGGGGAUUCAGGAGGACCACUGUUAUGCAAUGGAGAGCUAGUUGGAGUUACUUCUUUUGGACGGAAGUGUGGCCAGAUUAAAAGGCCAGGAGUGUACUCUUUUCUCUCACAAAAACAACUCAAAUGGAUCAAAAAGACUUUGGAGAAGUCUGAAAUAUAAUGAGCCCUCCCUGUUAAUUAUUAUGCAUAUACUAUAUAAGAUUUCUAGCCCAACCCAGCCAUUUGAUUCAUGAUGAUAUUUCACCACAGAGAAAGUCACUGCGGCUGCACAUAUGAAUUCAUAAAAGAAGUUGCUAUUGAGGAACUAUUACUAUUGGGUAGUGUUGUAACAAAUUCAUGCAGGGGUGGUUUCCUCCAAUGUGACUUGUUUAUUGUUUUUUUUUUUGACAUUGUGUCACUUUAUAUUGUUGUUCAUUCAGUUUUUAUUUGUUUGACUGUGUACUUUUGACUUUGCUUGUUUAGCUUCCUCAGCACUCA